AUGGGCUGCGGAGCAUCAAAGAGCUCGGCGUCGGACACGGCGCCGCAGCAAAAGCGCAAGAAGGGAAAAAGGACGCCGCUGCCGAGCCAGACUGUGGCCGGCCCAGAGAGUGGCCUGGAUCCGGCCAAGAUCGAAGAGGGCCUGCCGCCGCCAGACUACGUCCCGCCGAACCUCGUCGAGUGCCCCAUCUGUGAGCGCAAGUUUGCAGAGGAUCGCAUCGCAAAGCACAAGAAGGCAUGCAAGGCUGCCAACAAGGAGCGCAGAGCGUUUGACACGAAGCGCAUGCGCCAGGAGCGCGACGCCCGCAAGGCAGAGGCUGCCUCUGACUUUGACGAUUCGGUCCUCGACGAGAACCGCGGCAAGUGGCGCGAGCAGCACGAGGACUUUAUCCGCAAGGUCCGUCGCGACAAGGCAGGCUCCGCAUCCAACACGCCGCAGAAGGGCACCAAGCGCCCGCCGCAGAAGCGCGGGCGGGCCCCACGGCGCCGGUAG
Molecule: messenger RNA, 492 nt
Organism: Thecamonas trahens ATCC 50062
Lineage: Eukaryota; Apusomonadida; Apusomonadidae
Exons: 2
Coding region: 1-492 (163 amino acids)
Source: RefSeq, a predicted model, not a curated record